GUAACAAGGACUAUUUGUAGUGGUGAGAGCUUAACUUUGGCUAUAUGCGGUACUAUGUCAGUUUAGUCCGCACAGUUAUUUACUUAAGCCCCAUUCCGCAACCAAUUAGAGUAGCGCAGCUCCUCUUCAGUGUGAGAGUGUACCUGACGAGUAACGAGAGCUCUCUUUGGGUCUCUUUUCUAUCACGGCACUCUGUCGGUAGAGGAUGUCUGCACAGGUCCCCUGAGGACCAAGGGGUGCUGUGCUGUAACCAGACCUUGCACCUUGGGGUGGAGGCUGGGCACCAGUGGUCCUCAGGUGGCCACUUGUAUCUGCCAUGAUCCAGGCAAACACUGCUGUGGAGAGGAGUCAUACAACCCUCAGAAUGAAAUCUGCUGCAACGGACUGAAGUGAGUUGCUCUGUACGGUGGAAACUGCAAAGACUCAGCAGGUGGAGGGUUAUGCAUGGUAUGCUGCGGAGGGAAGGCCUACGACCCCAGCAGUGGUCAGAUGAAGUCCGUUGCCAGGACUCUGUACGACCUGCAGGUUCAGGACAGGCUCUCAGAGGAUGCCCAGUGCUGUGGGAAUGUCCUGAUGGAGGCCGGCUCCACCUGCUGCUCCGCCCCAGGACUAGACCUGCUCUACUCUACCCAGCCAGGGUUCACCUGCUGUGGGCACCGCUACCCCAACUCCUCCCUGUGGUGUUGCUGUGCGGGGGUCCUGCACCCAAGGCUUGAACAACACACCACCAGCAUGAACAUGACUCCAGGACCUAGGAUUCUACCACUGGGGAGCCUGAAGACGGAAGUCCUGUGUGACACCAGAGGAAGAAAGCCGUUACAGAUGUUACUACAACGUAUCCAAUUGACCACCAGAGACAUUCUUCAAAGGACUCGGUUGGGCAACACGGCCUUCCAUCUACCACCAACCUACCGAAGUGCAGCUCAGACUCGGCAACAAGAGAUCCAGCAGGAAAGUCCCGUCCAGAACAACCAAUGAUAUUGCAUCAAUACCGUCAUCUCUACUCCCUUCAACGGAUCUCCCAUGAACCAUCAAUGACCUGUUCAUGAAUAACUUUCACACAGUGUGUGUGUGUGCGUGCGUAUGGAUCCCCGGUUUACUGACUUCUGGUGCAUUACCUCCCUAUGACUUGCACUUCCUGCAGAGAUGGUCAAAGGAAGCAAGGUGAUGAAUUCUUUAAACUAGUUUAGCCAAUAAAAUGAAAACAUUACUUCAAACCACUUUUGGAUACCUUGUUAACAUUACAACAUGAAAUUCAUGUCUUAAACUUUGCAAUGUUUUGAAAAUGGCAAAGAAAUUAUAUGAGUUCUGUUAUACUCACAGACAUUUUUUUUAACCUUUAUUUUACUAGGCAAGUCAGUUAAGAACAAAUUCUUAUUUUCAAUGACGGCCUAGGAACAGUGGGUUAACUGCGUGUUCAGGGGCAGAACGACAGAUUUGUACCUUGUCAGCUCGGGGAUUCGAACUUGCAACCUUUCGGUUACUAGUCCAACGCUCUAACCACUAGGCUACCCUACAUCAUUCAAACAGUUUCAGAAACGUCAGAGUGUUUUCUAUCAAAUACUACUAAUAAUAUGAGACUGAGGAGCAGGCUGUUUACUCUGGGCACCUUUCAUCCAAGCUACUCAAUAGUGCCCCUGCAGCCAUACUAAAUACAGAUCACAAAGUCAGCCAAUUUCCACUCCAUUCAUACGCAAAUCCCUUUGAUCCAUACACUGGCUUGUCUGUCGGUCAUGUUUCAACCUGCCCUUCCCUUAUCUACACUGAAAUAAUAUAAUUUCAGUAGUCCUCUACGAUACAUUUGUUUUAAAUCUCGCAAUAGCGGUGGUUGAAUAUAUGUAUCUGUGGUAGGUCCUAGAAAACAACAAUGAAUAAUAUGGAACAAAUAAAUACCAUCAAAGGAUACCUUUCAGCUUACAAUAAUGAACACCUUGUCAAACAGCUGUGAAAACCAACCUGGCAAUAUUUAUGAUUUUAAUACAAAAACAUUGAUCUUUUUUUGGUACAGUAUUUUCACAGAUGUUUUUGUACACUCACAUGACAAUCACAGACUAAAAUACUGAAUUCUUGUUUGUGGAAUAUAGAAGAGGUGGUUGCUGUGUGGGUGGGAGGUUCUGCCUGUCACUUGUUCUCAACAGGCAUCCAGUCUCGGAAUGUGGACUUGAAGAGGGAGACAAAGUCCAGGACCUGCUGCUCUCUUUGUUCUGAAUGUUUGCAGUGCUAGUGUUUUUAAUUCAUCUGUGUAUCUCACAUAUGUGCCCGGGUAUGAUAGAGCAAUAACUUUUUGAGAAAAUAAUGACAUGACAACAGUAGCUGUAGAGGAUGUAAUGAAAAGUUGGAGGGUGGUUGGUAAUUGAGGACAUCAGGUGGAUCCACAUCUGGGUGUUGGGCAGAACCCCUAGCUCCUGGAGAACAGGAUCAAAGUUAAAGGGAACAGGGUAGGAGACAGAGACGUAAACAAAGGUUACACUUUACUGUGAGAAAAGUGUAUGGAUCAGUGCAAUGUUUUAAAUUGGAGAUAUGUACUUUUCAACCGUUUUGGAAGGUAUAGCCUACCUCAAGCUGGUCUCCCUCCGUCUCAGAGCACAGAGAAUCAGACUGAUACGAACUCACUGGUUCUGGUGGACGGGAUACCUCCUGGGGGGCUCGGACAGUCGAUGGUCCUAAAGUCAUUUGGAGAGGUAAAUUGAAGAGGUACAUUUUUAUAAGCUCAGCAUAUCUACCAUUUCUUGCUUUCUCAAAUGUUAACCAAAGCUUAACAUACUUUGUCUUUUGGGCUUCACCGAAGUGUAGGGCGCCAGGGCUUUCAGUGGUCGACAGUCCAACGGCUCCAACUGGAGAAGAUUGUUGGCUUCCACCGAGGUAACCCUAGGAAGACAAAGAGAACAAUAUCAGUGUUAGGGAGACUAAAACUAGCUUCAGGUUAUUUUGUGUGCAAAUGCAAACCGUUAUUAUCUGAGAUUUUUAAUAUUCACUUUAAUAACCUCUUAAAGCUAGGGGGCAGAAUUUUCACUUUUGGAUAAAUAGCGUGCCCAAUUUCAACUUCCUGCUCCUCAUGCCAAGAAUAUAAGAUAUGCAUAUUCUUCAUAGAUUUGGAUAGAAGACACUUAUGGAACUUAUGGAGCAGGCAAAACCCAGAGGACUAACUGUUCAGAUUAUUUUUUCCCCCUAUCUCUGUUCACUAUGUUGUCUUUGCCAUUGGAUAUUUAAUAGGAACCAAUUGUCAGUUCCUACCGCUUCCACACGAUGUCGCCAGUCUUUGGAAUAUGGUUGAGGUUAUUCCUUUGUGCUUUGAAGAAGUAGGCCAACUCGGAACUGGGGAAACUUUUGUGAGUUGCGCAAGACGUGAAGAGCAGAGCUGGUUUCUUUUCAUUCAUGUAUUGAAUACAGAUUGCCCCGUCUACAAUUUGAUCGAUUAUUAACGUUUAAAAAUACCUAACGUUGUAUUACAAAAGUAGUUUGAAAUAUUUUGGCAAAGUUUAUAGGCAACUUCUGAAAUAUUUUGUAGUGACGUUGUGUUUUUGUAAGCUGUUUUUUCUGGAUCAAACACACUUUAUAAAUGGACAUUUUCGAUAUAUAUGGACGGAAUUAAUCGAACAAAAGGACCAAUUGUGAUGUUUAUGGGACAUAUUGGAGUGCCAACAAAAGAAGCUUGUCAAAUGUAAUGCAUAUUUUAUAUUUUAUUUCAGCGUUUUGUGUAGUGCCUGCUACGCUAGCUCCUUUGUUUACUGCUGGUGCAGAUGGGUGCAGGCUAUCAGAUAAUAGCUUCUUAUGCUUUCACCGAAAAGCAUUUUUAAAAUCUGACAUGUUGGCUGGAUUCACAACGAGUGUAGCUUUAAUUGAGUAUCUUACAUGUGUGAUUUAAUGAAAGUUUGAAUUUUAUAGCAUUUUAUUUGAAUCUGGCGCUCUGCAUUUCCCCUGGCAAUUGGCCAGUUGAGACGCUAGCGUCUCCCCUAUCCAUAAGAGGUUUUAACAGAUUGUGACCCCAGCUUGGAGAAAAGGUGCAGUGAGGUUCCCAGGUCUCGCCUUACUUUCGUCCUUCCAAACCAAAUAAUUUGCCUGGAUGUCGAAGCACUUGGUCCCCUUCUUGAUUCUGCUCCGGUAGCUCUCCUUCUGUUUCUCCUGCGCCUUGUCGAUGUUUAGUCUCACUUUAAUUGAUUAUAGGAAUAAAUGCAAUUACAUUUCAUAUAUUUCAGAAAAUAAAUUAACGGAAGACAAUCAUUUUUACCUGGUCAAAAACCGCCACAUCCUUCUCCUUCCGUGCCUUGAAGGUAGUUCUCGAAGUGUUCUGAUCUGGUUCGACAAUUUCUAUAUAUGUAUCUGAAAGUACGUUAUACAAAAACAGCAAUAGACAAACAACAUAACUAAGUCAAUCACACAUUUGAAAGACUACAGUACAUGCAAUAAUUGUAUACACAAUUGCAUUAUUUACCUCAGUCAACAGCUGCGGCUCCCGUCCGUACAAGGUGGAGGCCUGGAUGCUGCUGUUAUGUGCAAAGAGAAUUACCUUCAGGUUGUUCUCCCACCGUUCCUGGUUCCAAUUAAGGGAUAUGCCCAUGGCAGUCUUGAGGGUUUGAUUGGCCCAUUUCACCAACCCCCGAGUAGGGGGUAGGAAAACGAUAUCUAUUGAAAAUGUAAGAUAUUGAAAAAUGUCUGAUUAUGUACCAUGGAAAAACAAAUUGUAAAAAAUAAAUAAAACAAACCAUUGAUGACAGAAUAUGACCUAGAACAUCCGUACCUUGUUCAUGACCCCGGUCACUCAAGAUGACCUCAGGAGAACAGUGGGUGUUGAAGAUCAUCGUCGCCUUGGAGGUAGCCUCGCCAGUCUCGUCCAUAAUGAUUAUCAUACAAAACGAAAAUCGAGUUUUGGUUCCAAGCACCCUUUUUAAUGGGUUACGGAAGGGAAUUUUGAGUUAAGCACGUACUCUUCCUUUACUGACCAUAAUGGGUAUUGCCUCCACCCACUUGGUAAAGUGAUCGAUCAACGUCAGACCCCAGCUGUUGCCAUUCUUGGAUUUUGUGAAGGGUCCGAUGAGGUCCACCUCUAACAUUUAAAGUGUAAAAGAGAAGAUUGUUUUAUUCUUACCUGUAUAUAUGUCAUACAGUGUGCAGAUUUAUACUGACACACACAUUAUACUGACACACAUUCUAUAAUAUUGAACUCUGCUGUGGUCAAAUAAAGUAACCAUUACAAAACAACUUACCAGGGAAAGAUUUGAAUUGGGACACUUACAGAUCAUGUGCCGUGGUGAAACAGCUUUGAUGGGCUUCAACUCCAGUGCCACAGUCUUUGCCCUCCCAAACUUCUGGCAGGCUAGACAGGGUACUGACCUUUAAGCACAAAGUGACAUAUUUAAACAUUGUGUGCUCUCUGAUAUGACAUUCAUUCAAAUCAUAACAAUUUCAGAUGUAAUAGAAUGUGAUCCCCAUCAGAAGAAGCGUAGGUUGAUCAUGCAUCCUGUUGAUCGUGUCUGGCUCUCCACCAGAAACCUCCCGCUCCGCCUGCCCUGUAAGAACCUGAGUCCCCAGUUUGUCCUCUGGAAGGUCAACGAGGUAAUUUACAGAUUACAACUCCCCACUAACUACCAGAUCUCACCAUCGUUUCAUGUUUUCCUCCACAGGCCGGUGGUUCCUGGUCCCCUGGCUGAUACCUAGUGGACUGGAAUGUGUACGGUCCAGAGGAGCAGUGUUGGUUUCGGUGGAAGACAUUCUAGAUCCCAACAUCAUUUGAGGGGAGGGGGGAAGGGUACUGCCACAUCUACUCCUGCUCCCCCGCUCCGGUGGUAGACGUUGUGCCGGUUUACCUGGAAACCCAUCUUUAUGCACACCUGGCAACCGUCAUUACGCACACCUGCGUCUCAUCAUCAGUCACACUUGGACUUCAUAACUCAUCCUUUAUAUAGUACCCUUCUGUUAGUAGUCGUCAGGUAGUAAUGUUUAUGUUUCCAUGUAAGACGCUUCAUGUUUUGUGUCGUUCCAUGUUCAUUAUUAUUAAACUCACCAACUGCACUUGU
This is a messenger RNA of Oncorhynchus nerka (sockeye salmon), 6014 nucleotides long. RefSeq names its product usherin-like. Bases 445 to 978 code for a protein of 177 amino acids. The transcript has 6 exons. The record is from RefSeq and is a predicted model, not a curated record. Lineage: Eukaryota; Metazoa; Chordata; Actinopteri; Salmoniformes; Salmonidae.